This is a messenger RNA of Blumeria graminis f. sp. triticale, 606 nucleotides long. The record is from the annotation of a GenBank genome assembly. NCBI's taxonomy places the organism in Eukaryota, Fungi, Ascomycota, Leotiomycetes, Helotiales, Erysiphaceae.
AUGGCCUGUAGCAAAGUAUCAACUUUGAAAUUUGUAGGGGUUGUCUCUCUGGGUUUGCAGACGGGCCUCUCCUACACAUUGAGCGUCCUCAUACUUCCGUUGCUUUCAAGUCUCCCCCCUUCAGCUUCUGGAUCCAGGCUAUUCAAAAAUCUUACGACAAUAUCGCUGUGUCACUUUCGAGCGCUAGCUAGCGUUUCCUCGUCAUGUUUUCUGCUUGCUCACUUUUUGUCACCACGCGCGCAAAAGCACCCUUAUCUCCUCUGGACUACAGCCUUAAUAGGCAUCUCUUUCGCCGCUGAUAUUUUCCCUGUUGCGUUGGACAGCAAAGAUAUUAUAGCAGUAACAGGUCUUAAACACUGUUGUAAAUCUGAUGACCAGAUUCAGGUACAAGAAAUAUUACAAAUGGACGCAAGUUAUGAAGUUCUUAACCCAGACGACCAGAUAGUCAAAGAUUGUGAUGAGAUUGAAACAACAAGCCACAUGGAAGACUACAUGCUAUCUCAGCUCAUCCGAACAUCUAUAAUGGCAGCAGGAUUUGCCAUGAGUGUUGUGGGAAUUUGGGGUGAACGUUUUGGAAAUUUAUCACUGAGCAGAGUAACGAAAUGA